This is a messenger RNA of Magnolia sinica, 742 nucleotides long. RefSeq names its product 14 kDa proline-rich protein DC2.15-like. The coding region runs from base 51 to 443 and encodes 130 amino acids. The transcript has a single exon. The record is from RefSeq and is a predicted model, not a curated record. NCBI's taxonomy places the organism in Eukaryota, Viridiplantae, Streptophyta, Magnoliopsida, Magnoliales, Magnoliaceae.
UCCAUUUCACAAAUCCCAUCUCUCUCUCUCUCUCUCGCAGUGUUUUGUAAAUGGCUUCAAAGACAUUUGCAACAACAGCAAUUUUUCUCUCUCUCAACCUUCUGUUCUUCUCUUUGGUUACGUCUACGUACGUUCCAUGCCCACCAGCUGCACCUAAGCCUCACCACAAGCACCAUGACAAGCACCCAUCAUGCCCAAAAGAUACACUGAAGCUAGGUGUAUGUGCGGACCUGCUGGGGCUGGUGAAUGUGGUGAUUGGCUCCCCACCAACCCUCCCAUGUUGCUCUCUGCUCGAAGGACUGGCCGAUCUUGAAGCUGCUGUCUGCCUUUGCACAGCCAUUAAAGCUAAUAUCUUGGGCAUUAACCUUAAUAUCCCAGUGUCCCUCAGCUUGCUCUUGAACACAUGUGGCAAGAAGUACCCAUCUGGCUUCCAAUGCGCUUAGUCCCCCUCUCCCCCCUAAAGCUGGGUUACUGCGUUUCUAAGCUGUGAUUUGUAUUGUUUUGGUGUGUGUCCCUGAAUUUGUUGUAUUCUAUCUAUAUUGAAUUUGUGUUGGGAAAGGUCACCUAGGGCCAGUUAUCCUUUCUGAUGAUAGUUAAGGAUGUUUGUCCUAGAAAUAAGUCAUUGUGAUUUGUGGAAGACGUCUAUUUAUUUCUCUAUUCCUGGGCUUCAAGGAAAUGUAGCUUCCUUGUAUUGUAUUUUGCAUGCAGUUCUUAUAGUUAAUCAAUGCUACAUUUGUUCAAA